AUGAUGGGAACGAUGGGGAAAAUGGCGGCUCUGGCCGCCGAUCCCAGGGAGGAUUCUUUUCGGAAACUCUUCCGUUUCUACCGGCAGUGCCGCCCUGGGACCGCCGAUCUGCGAGGAGUGAUCGACUUCACCCAAGCCCUUCCUGCACCAGGUUGCAGCCACGGUACCCACAAGGUGUUCAGAUCUCCACUAAGUGUAUCCUCGGUCAGUGAGCAAGAUGCGUGUAGAGCAGGACUUCAACCAGUCAGCAAGUGGAAAGCGUAUGGCUUGGAAGGCUAUCCAGGAUUUAUUUUUAUCCCAAACCCCUUCCUCCCGGGAUAUCAGCGUCACUGGGUGAAACAGUGCCUUAAGCUUUACUCCAGGAAACCCAAUGUCUGUAACCUGGACAAGCAUAUGGUUCCAGAAGAGACCAGGGAUCUGUGGGGUCAGAGCCAAGAGCUCCUGAGAAAUAAAGAUGUGAAUAAAAAGAGACCUCGAAGUUUGCUAGAAAAACUACGUUGGGUGACCCUGGGCUACCAUUACAACUGGGACAAUAAGACAUAUUCUGCCGACCACUACACACCUUUCCCCCCGGACCUGGCUUACCUCUCAGAACAAGUGGCUGCUGCGUGUGGGUUUCAGGGCUUCCAAGCAGAGGCUGGAAUCCUCAAUUACUAUCGAUUAGAUUCCACAUUGGGGAUCCAUGUCGACAGAUCAGAACUAGAUCACUCCAAGCCCCUCCUGUCCUUUAGCUUUGGACAGUCGGCCAUCUUUCUUCUGGGUGGCCUCAAAAGAGACGAAGUCCCCACAGCCAUGUUUAUGCAUAGUGGAGACAUCAUGGUGAUGUCAGGAUUCAGCCGUCUAUUGAACCACGCUGUCCCACGAGUCCUCCCAAAUUUUGAUGGGACAAGCCUGCCUCUUUGCCUGGAGAUACCACUCCCAGAUGCCUUACCUGCAGGUUCAGUUGCAGAACCCUGUUCUUUGGAGGACUGGCAAGUGUGUGCCAACUAUCUACAAACAGCUCGGGUUAACAUGACUGUGCGGCAAGUGCUGGCCCCUGGCCAAGACUGGGAGGAAAGAGAAACAGAGACCACAAGCGAAAAUGCUUGCCACCUUGACAAUAAAAAUAAUGAAGCAAAGCGGCCCAGGAUGAACCCUAACAGUUGAGAUUUGGGUGACCCAAAUACUUAGGCAGGUCCUAUAAUCUACUGUCACAGUUGAUAUUGCCAUGAGCCUCAUCUGGAGGAGCCGGCUCAUGUGAAGUUUUCACUAGAAAAAACAAACAGAAGAGUUCCUCAUUGAUUGCACUAAGACUGUGAAAACCUUUCUGGAAAAAACAAAAACACAACAGCCUGGUUUAUCACUUUUAUGAAGAAUUCACUCAUUCUUAUCCCAGUAAGACUUGACACAUGAUACAUAUCCCAUACCAGCUUGCAAGCUUGCCUCAGUUGUCCAUGGAGAUAUAAAAUACUCAAAAAACAGGAUUCCCUUCAGGGCUGGUCCUUUGCCAACAUUUCUAAUGAUGAACUUUCAUGUCUCUGGGUUUUUUAGAUGUCACAGGCUUAGAUGAACAUUAAUUGUUAAGAGAGAGAUUCAUCUGCUCUCUCUAGGAAACCACUGAGAAAAAUCUGAUCCUCUACCACCCUUCAUGCCAUCUUCUUACCUCUUUAGAUUAUGCCUUGAUUCCCCUUCAGUCUCUGCACUCCUGUCCUGGUUUUUCAAAGGAAAAUGGUGCACACACCAAACAGUGAAGUUGUAAAUCUUAUCCUUCAAAAAAAAGAAAUGAAUCAGGAGCUAUCUUUCUUGCCCAGCAGAUAAAUAUGUUUAAUCCAAAUAAAGGAAACAGCAGGUUUUUUAAAACAUUUUCUUUAGGACUCCCAACUCUUCUCUAUCAGCUUUUUAAAUGCAGUUUUAAUUGUCGGAGUCAAAUUCCAAGUCCCAGGGUGUUCUGUCACUAUUUUCUCCAGGAAUAAACUGACUCUGUUUUAAAUUAAAGAUCACUAUCUGUCUUGAAGAGUU
This is a messenger RNA of Gracilinanus agilis (Agile Gracile Mouse Opossum), 1998 nucleotides long. It is a transcript of the gene ALKBH1, whose product is annotated as alkB homolog 1, histone H2A dioxygenase. Gene Ontology annotation, molecular function: ferrous iron binding; broad specificity oxidative DNA demethylase activity; oxidative RNA demethylase activity. The transcript has 6 exons. Bases 1 to 1146 code for a protein of 381 amino acids. Gene Ontology annotation, biological process: oxidative RNA demethylation. Lineage: Eukaryota; Metazoa; Chordata; Mammalia; Didelphimorphia; Didelphidae. Gene Ontology annotation, cellular component: nucleus; cytoplasm. The record is from RefSeq and is a predicted model, not a curated record.